AUGGCCUUGGAGACGGUGCCAAAGGAUCUGCGGCAUCUGCGAGCUUGUUUGCUGUGUUCACUAGUUAAGACUAUAGAUCAGUUUGAAUAUGAUGGCUGCGACAAUUGUGAUACAUACUUGCAGAUGAAGGGUAACCGAGAGAUGGUAUAUGAUUGCACCAGCUCAUCCUUUGACGGAAUCAUCGCAAUGAUGAGUCCAGAGGACAGCUGGGUCUCUAAGUGGCAGCGAGUCAGUAAUUUUAAGCCAGGAGUGUAUGCAGUGUCAGUUACUGGUCGCCUGCCUCAAGGAAUCGUGCGGGAGCUGAAGAGUCGAGGUGUAGCCUACAAAUCCAGAGACACAGCCAUAAAGACCUAA
This is a messenger RNA of Elephantulus edwardii (Cape elephant shrew), 354 nucleotides long. It is a transcript of the gene SUPT4H1, whose product is annotated as suppressor of Ty 4 homolog 1 (S. cerevisiae). Gene Ontology annotation, biological process: mRNA processing; regulation of transcription elongation by RNA polymerase II; positive regulation of DNA-templated transcription, elongation. NCBI's taxonomy places the organism in Eukaryota, Metazoa, Chordata, Mammalia, Macroscelidea, Macroscelididae. The record is from RefSeq and is a predicted model, not a curated record. Bases 1 to 354 code for a protein of 117 amino acids. Gene Ontology annotation, molecular function: RNA polymerase II complex binding; zinc ion binding. The transcript is spliced from 4 exons. Gene Ontology annotation, cellular component: DSIF complex; nucleus.